Messenger RNA from Misgurnus anguillicaudatus (oriental weatherfish), 7216 nucleotides. RefSeq names its product MAX dimerization protein MGA b (gene mgab). The record is from RefSeq and is a predicted model, not a curated record. Gene Ontology annotation, molecular function: RNA polymerase II cis-regulatory region sequence-specific DNA binding; protein dimerization activity; DNA-binding transcription factor activity, RNA polymerase II-specific. Gene Ontology annotation, cellular component: nucleus; chromatin. NCBI's taxonomy places the organism in Eukaryota, Metazoa, Chordata, Actinopteri, Cypriniformes, Cobitidae. Gene Ontology annotation, biological process: cell fate specification; regulation of transcription by RNA polymerase II; positive regulation of DNA-templated transcription.
GUCUAUUAUAGAGGUCAUAAUAGCACGGAUAAGCUUCUCUGCAUCUGAUGUCGACAGUAUAUGGCGUAUUUUUGAGAUAUUUCUAAGAUGGAAGAAUGUUGUGCAGCAAAUGUUGGAAAUAUGACUAUCGAAGGAUAGAUUGCUUUCAAACAUCACACCUAGCUUCUUGUCUGUGGAAGACGGCACCACAGUGCAGGUAUCUAUGGGCAACUUGUAAUCAGACAUAUUUUGUUUGUCUUAUUGGAGUUUAGCAUAAUGCAAUUAUUUGCCAUCCAGUCACUAAUAUCGCUAAUACAGUCUGUUAGCUUAGAAAACUGGUGGGUUUUGCUAGGAUGAUGUAAAGCUGGGUAUCGUUUGCAUAGCAGUGAAAACUUAUGUUAUUUUUCCUGAUGAUGUCUUCUAAAGGCAACAAAUAUAACAGGAUAAGAACAGGAUAGGACCUAAAACGGAUUCCUGCGGUACACCAGUAAGGAGCGCCACAUUUCCGGCUAAGAGGUAUUCAGGCCAAUCACAACAAACAGAUUAACUGGCCAAUCAGGGACACAGAGCUUUUCAAAUCGACGAGUUUUGUGUAAAAUCCGUGCGUUUGAGGAAGACAGAGAUAUCUGGGGCAACAAAAAUUUACGGUAUGUAGAAAAUAAUGUGUUUUUGCAUCAUAAACCAUGCAAACACAUUGUAAUAUACCAAAUACACAAAAUGACCUUGUUUUUUAGCAAUGAAAUAGGUGCACUUUAAGAAUGCAAUUGACCAGUACAUGCAAUUGACUUAUUGACUUCUGCAUUGAAUUUCGACUGUCACUCCUGAAACUUUGUGGUCAAAUUUCUUUUUGCAGUUUCCUCCACUAAAGGUGGCCAGGUUGCAGUAACUGAGGCCGUGUUCUGGUGGGGAAGUGAUGUCAUACCCUCUAAAGUGGGAAGUUAUGCAUCAGAUGAUGAUGGUGUGAUGGAGACUGAAUGUGAUUGAUCUGACACAAACAACAUUAUGUGACCAGCAGCAGCCGUCAGGUGUUAAUCUGAGACACAGAGAUCAGACUGAUCAGUGGGGAGCCAUGAAGAGCAUAUCAAAGGCCAGUAACAUUGAUGUUGUGCUGGAGAACGAGUCGGUCUGGAGUCGUUUUCACAGCGUAGGUACAGAGAUGAUAGUAACCGAGCAGGGCAGACGCAUGUUCCCCUGUUGUCGUUUUCGUCUCAGUGGUUUGGACCCGAAACUCAGGUACUUACUGCUCAUGGACGUCGUGCCGUUGGAUGACUACCGCCACAGGUGGAACGGAGAGACGUGGGAACCGGACGGACCUGGUGAACCUCGUAUUCAGAGUCCGCCUUGUUUUCACCCCGAGUCUCCAGCUCUGGGUCAGUACUGGAUGGAUGGUCCGGUGUCCUUCUAUAAAGUCAAAUUAACCCACGGUUCCGUCGACCAGGACGCUUGUGUGGAUUUGCGUCCCAUGCACCGCUAUCAGCCUCGCCUUUAUAUCGUUCCUGUUAGUGUGGGCCACUGCCAGGCAGUUUCAUUGGAGGGCCCAGAAGUCCAGAUGUUUACCUUCACCAAAACAGAGUUUUAUGCGGUGACGAGCUACCAGAAUCCAAAGAUGAAUCAGCUUAAAAUUGACUGCAAUCCUUUUAAGUUGGCCUUCAGAGAAGACGGCGAGAAGAAGUUCAGACACGCUGUGACCGAUUGGCGUCAAACGCAGUCUACUGUCAAUCACAGUCACCGUGAGAACUCAGACAAUAAAGACCACAUUUCAACACACACUUUUGCCAAAUCAAAGUCUGAUGUAGGGGAGGAUCGAGUGUUAUCAGACAGGAAGAGGUUCAUCAGUGAUCAGCUCAUCAGAUGCUUCACAAGAGGAGAUUCGGCACCGGAUGGAUAUGUGUCGUCUUUAGAUUAUUGUGAACAUACUGAACGCUUGAAAUCAUGGGAGGUACCAGCAGGUUCUUCUGAAGCUCGUGGUCUCUCCGCCAAAGACGAAACCUCAGAUCAUGUCUCUAUGAAUGCGUCUGCUCCUUCGAAUGUCUCGGCCCCGACGCCCUCCUCACUUCACGAGAUAAAGACCGUCACCAACCAGCAGAGAUCUGCUGACCUCACCAUUUCACGUCCAUCUGAUAUCUACAUGUCAAGGAGUGUUCAUUGUAGAUCGAAGCGCUUGAGGAGAGCAAGGAAAGCCAAGUCUAAAUGGUGGUCUAAUGUAAAGUAUAAAAAAGCUGCCGUUCAUCUCGGCCCUGCUGACGUGUCCAUGCGGCCGGACCUUGAGGAUGUGGACGGCAUGCUGUUCGUGUCUUUUGGUGUAAAGGAGGCUCUUGAUGUUCAUGUUGUAAAUAGGAGGUCGAUGGAGCUGUCAUCAGCAUCACUUGCUCACAUUCAAACUGAGAACUCGCAGUCUGAUGAAGAAGUUAAUUUACCGCUGGAAGACAUCAUCUCACAGCAGGAGAUCAUCUUACUACAACAUCUGAAGAAGCAGAAGAACAGACAGAUCAUUCAUCCUCUGCUUUACGACGUUGGGCUGAAACUGAACCUUCUAGAUCCAGCUGUACCUGUAGACUUAAAUUAUCUCGGUGUGUCUUUACCUCCACCUGCUGUCAACCGUAACCUGUCCACAUCCUCUGAUGUUCAGUUUGUAUCACGGGCUAGAAAGACAGAUGAUUCAACCAAGAUUAAAGGCUGGAAGGAGAACAUUCAUGAACAGAGCUCGAUGGACAGCUCGAUCAACCGCUCUGCAUUUUUUUCGGAUGAGUUGGAGAAGUAUCUUGAAAGCGAGGCUCAGCAGAUCUGUCAGCGCGCCGCUGUGCUUUCUGCAAGCUCUCCGUCGCCUGUUGUCUACCAGAUGCCUGCCAAAAGCAGCAGUUACGUCCGAACAUUGGACAGCGUUCUCCAGACGCGGGGCUUGACAGCAGCUCCUCUCACCCCUUCAACAGACUCUUACAAGCUGCCCAAUGUGUUGCCUUCUCAAUCUGCUGUGAAAAGGACACCAAGAAACCACAGAUGCUCAAGGAGAUCCAGACAAACCACUCCAGCAACAGUCAGCAACAGACUGAAACCCAGAACCACUCGCCAUUCACCUCAAGACCGUCAUCCUACGACGUCCAGCAACGGAGAGGAGCGCAGACCUCUUAAAGAACUGAGCCCGGGUUCAUCCUUCAAUGACUGUGGUAGAGCUGCUAAAAGGCAAAAGAAGCUCUUUGAGCACGAACAGGAAGCAGUUUUUCAAGGCAAGAGUCGCACUUGUGUCACAACAGAGAGAGCGAAGUUUGCUUUGAGUUCACUGCUGACUUCAGAAAAAUCUGAGACGACAUCGUUCGGUAUGCACCUCGUCAGUGAAGAUGUUUGCGGUAAUGACUUUUGCCGCUUGGGUUGUGUUUGUGAGAGUCUGAACAGAAAGAGACGUGGACCCUUACACUGCAGACGGCUUCAGUGCAUGUUUGGCUGCGACUGCUUCAAGCACAAAGUUUUUCUCAUCCAUCCACCAGAAAGAGGUCAAGCACAAAUCGGGAAGAUGCCGCUUAUGGCUUUCACCAUUGCUGAUCCAAAACUGAAGUGCAGACCUGAUCCUGCGCCCACCAUCACCAGCCUGUGGAACAGAAGAUCUGAUGAUGACGACACAGAGCUCGUCUUUACUCCUGCAGCAGCUCCCGCACUACAAGCAGACGUUCGCUCACGUGUCUAUGUUCCUCGUCCGAAUCCUGUCGUGCAGGAAUUGGAGAAGGAUCCAGUUUACAUGUACUUAGAAAGCAAGAUGACGUGCGCUCGUGUUCGAGAAUACAACAGUAAUCCACCGCCACAGUUUCACAUACUACCUGUCAUGAAGAAUAUACAAGAGCCAGAUAACAAGACCAGUGAAGAAUCUGGACAGCUUCCUACGCAUGGACAUCUGAUGUCUCCAAGUUCAGACGCGAACCCUACAGCGUCUCGAGUGAACACAGGAGAUCCAGAACCCACUAAAGUUCUCGAAAUCAUUUCCGAGUGUAACUGGGAGGCCCAGCGGUCUCUGGUGCUUAAACAACUCUUUCACUCCAUCAAAAUGGACCUCCUCUCAUCUUCUCUCUUCAUCAACAUCUACAAAGUGGAUCUUCUCUCAACAACUCUUAAAAAUGACGAGGGACGCUGCACGUUAAACUACAAGGUCUGCAUCUCCCUCCGACAGAUGUCCAGACUGACGGAUGAGCCAAAGAAAAUCACAAAUGAACGAAAAAUCACCAAUGAACAGACAGAUGUCAACAGUUCUGUUUGUCAUCAAGUCCACAAAUGCAGUACUAAGCAGAGUAGAAAUAUUGAUGAGAAGCAUGUUCCUCUUCAGUCUUGUGUUGUUCCCGCUGGUUGCCUAAAGGCCAGGAUGAAGACGCCUGCGUGCGCCCGUCCAAUUCAGGUCAAUGGAAAAACAUACAGCCAAGCAAAAUUGUUUUUGGGUCAAAUGGGAUCGCUGCAUCCUACAAACCGUCUCGCUGCUUACGUCACUGGCAGGAUGAAGCAAAUGAGUCAAAGUCGGUCACAGGGCAGAUUAAUUUCAGCUGCACAACCACCUGACUCUGCCUCGAACUCUUCAUCAACACCCAAAUAUAUCACUUCACGUAAACCCAGACUAGUUUCUAAUAUUAUCCCAAUCUUCAUACCCCCACCCAAACCUGCAGGAAGUGUCAGCGACGUUUCACCACCCAACCUUGAUCAAGCACCUGCUAAGCCUGAUGUAGUUGUCCCAGCUUCUGCUCUUCCACCAGGUCAGCAGGUCGUCCUGCAGCCGGUCCCAGGUGUGAGUGGGGCAAACAUCUGUCAGUUUAAUGGACAAAUGAUUCAACUAGUUCCUCUGCCGACAGUGUUACCUGUUCAGCUGCACACCAGUCCCAGCUGCAAAGGAAACACUGAACAAGAACCACAAACACCAGGUGUUCAACUACCUCAGAUGAUCCAACCCAAUGAGAAGUCUUUUUCUAAUCCUCUUUCCUUUAUCACUCCAAAGACCUUUUUGCUGCCCGGACUGGCCGGCCUCAGCUUUACUAGUGGCACUACAGUUCACAGUUUACAGAAUGGUCAUCCUGGUAAGCCAGGAAUGUUUUCCUUUCGGAUUUGCCCACCUGCUAAAAACCAGACGGGAAAACCAGGAGAAACUGACUCUACAAUAUUACUCCCUGGAGGCUACAGGUUAAUAAAACUGCCCUCGGCGGAGAACAGCCCAUCUGCAUUUGUUCCCUUAGGAUCUCAUCUGAUCAACAAAUGCACAACAAAAUCCAGGCAAGAUUGUGAAGGUCCUUUAGCAUCUAAUGACUCCAUACAGACAGAUUACCCUGUUACUCUCAGUAAGUCCAAAACCCUCACUAAUAACUCCACUCGAGAGACUGAUAAUAGUUCAUCUAUUGAACCUAACGUUGAACAGAAGAAUCAGAUUGUUUCUUGUCCAGAUAAAGACAGCACGUCACGCUUGAAUGCAAUGAGCCCCAGCCGUGUAGAAGACACUAAUGAAGGUCCAAUGAGACACAAAUCCUCCGUUCAUAUUAAAACAGAACCGAGUGAGAUUCCAACUAACCCUAAUGAACCUGAACACCGUCUGGUAUCUAAAGAUGUUUCUAUUAAAAUUGAGCCACAUGAGUCUAAGACUGAACCUGUUGAUAAUCCAGCAAAUACAGACACAUUGUUUGGUAUAAACCCUGAUAACACCGAACAAAGCGAUGACGAAAACUUUUUCAUUAUUAAAGUAGAGACUUGCGAUGAAACAGUCCCCGAUCACACUAAAAACAACAGGAGCCCAGAGAAAGAAGACUCGACAUCCAGCCGCCUAAACACGGAUGUACAGGUCCAACCCCCUGGAAAUAGUUUUCCACUUCUCAAAACGGGUGAUGGCCCAGUUUCAAGUGCGGUCUUCAGACAGUCCAUUAAUGGCCCAAGACGGACUAUCAGAUCUUUCAUCUUUUCUGACACCCUAAAGGACUUCCAGCUAGAUUCAAGGGACAAUAAAGUUGAAAUACGCAAGUGGCCGUUUAAACGAAAGCAGCCAGCUGAGAACUCCGAUGAGGAAGAUGAAGAAGAAGCACAAGAUGAUUGUAACUCUUCAGUUGAUGGUGAAUUAAGUUCAAGCUUCAAUGACUCUGAUAACAUCCCCAUGUGUUUCGGUGAUGAUUGGACCACAGAUGACAGUAAUGAGACGUGUAGUGAGGAAGAUAUUGACAUUGAGACGUAUGAAGAGAACAAUGAAAGGAUGAACAUCUUUCGGUUACGGGCAGAGGCCAGAAGGAAAUCACAGAAAGUAAAAAAGCACAGACGACGACCAAGAGAUAAAUCGAGUGGAUUUAAGGCAAGACGGACGGAGCGUGAUGCAGUAGAGCGUGCGUCUGAUCUUUGUGUGUAUAAGCGAGCUUGGCAUCUGAAUCAAUCGGCGAGGAAUCGGAAACGCCGCAUGGAGUUACAUCAGUACUUUAUAUCAUUAUACAGAACUGUAAAUGUUAAAGAACAGAAGAUGAACAUUAAAGAUGUUCUGGAUCAGGCUCGUCAUACGAUUGAAGCUCUUGAACGCUGUAGCAGAUCUCUGAUGGACCAGAAGAAAUCUUUGCUUCAGAAACAGUCCAAUUACAAUGCGUUGAUUUCACAGCUCGCUGCAGCAACAGCAGGAACAAUCUCACAACAAGAUGGCCAACAAACUGCACAAGAAACACAUUUACACAAACAUUCAGUUGUGUCAGUGACCCAUCGGAGACCCGUAGGUUUGCCCAAACUAGUGCUGCAGUCAUUUAACAACAUUUAGAUCAUGUUGUGAGUCGGCACACCGCAUGGACAUCACCUUACAUUUCAAGAGGUGCAAGAUGGACACAACAGACAAACAAAAUGUAUCUCCUCGUGAAGAAGAGCUUUUCUAAAUGAUGGAGAAAGCUGCUUAUGAUCAUGUGACACAACUCUCACAUCUGCCCAUAAUGAAUACAGCUGAUAUUUGAAUCUGCUACAGAUAAAAGAAAAGCAAACGUUUACCUCAUUGUUACGCUUUAUAUAGUUUGCACAUAUGAAUGAAUGAAUACUACUGGAGGACCUCAUUGAAACCCCACAUUGGGGGGCAGCAUUAUUAUGGCAUCUUGUUCAAUAUUAAACAUUGCACAAACUGUGAAAUUUAUUACUUUAGAUUUAGAUUUUUUAUUAAGUUUUGUCAAUUACUGAAUUUUCGGAGGGCGUUUUGUAUCUACUGACUUUAUUAUUCAAAUUAUGUUAUUAAAAGUGCUUUAAAUGUAUUUAAAUUAAAUUCAAAUAU